Messenger RNA from Pyricularia oryzae 70-15, 2204 nucleotides. RefSeq lists its product as uncharacterized. The coding region runs from base 365 to 1285 and encodes 306 amino acids. The record is from RefSeq and is a predicted model, not a curated record. Gene Ontology annotation, molecular function: RNA polymerase II cis-regulatory region sequence-specific DNA binding; DNA-binding transcription factor activity, RNA polymerase II-specific. Lineage: Eukaryota; Fungi; Ascomycota; Sordariomycetes; Magnaporthales; Pyriculariaceae. Gene Ontology annotation, biological process: regulation of transcription by RNA polymerase II. The transcript is spliced from 2 exons.
ACAUAUCAAGCACCCUCCCCCGAAAGUAGACUGUGGCUCAGUUCGUUCGUGAUUCAACAUUUUUUUGACGUUCACAUCUUCAACUAACUUAAAGGCAUUCUACCUUUACUCCAUUACCACAUCUCUCUCGCCCCACUGCCGGCCAUCUCUUGCGCCAAAAUCUUACUUCAUUUCCGUUAGGGGAUUUUUUUUCUUUUUUCUUUGGGUUUCCUUCUGGACAAACGAACAAGGCACGGAGCCAUCGAAACGACACAGAACAAGCUUGGCUACCAGAAAAGAGCUUGGAAUUAUAACGUCAUAGUCACAGCUGGUUCAAACUGGGGAUAUCCAACAGCCACAACACUCACACACACAUACCGCAAAAAUGCACGCAAGAGACGCAGCAGGCCGGCAAGUGUCGUUAUUGAACGAUGAUGCCCCUUCAUACUCGCCUCCAGUAGAAUACUCAACAGUACAAAGGCUCUCAUACUCGACUGCAAACCACGUCCUCUCUCGACCAUUCAACGCCGCACUCGCAAGAAGCGCAUCAGCCUCGCCCAACGCCCCGCAACUAUCACGGUCCGACUCGUAUGACUCCCAGAACAGCAGCGAGCCCUUGUCACCUAUGACGCCAAACGUCAUGUACGCCGACUACGGCCACCCAACCCCGGCACUCUACAGUUCGUCAGAAAGCACUACUCCCUACGAUGAUUACCUCCCCGACGCGCCCCCUCCAACAAGCUCAGCAAAGAGGCCCGUCACCUUUGGCAGCCGCAGCAGCAGGUCUGGUUCGUACGAUGACGAUAUGGCUGGCAGUGGGAACAGCAGCAGCAACCCCACAUCCACCGGAAAGCGCUACCCGUGCAGAUACCGCGACAGCCACGGCUGCGAAAAGACAUUCACGACCUCAGGCCACGCCUCGAGGCACUCCAAGAUACAUACAGCCGAAAAGGCCGUCCAGUGCACGUACCCGGGCUGCAACAAGAAGUUCACGCGUGCCGAUAACAUGAAGCAGCACCUUGAGACUCACUACAAGGACCGCAACCGAUCAGGCGCAACCAGGCCGACCGUGUCAGCACGUAGGUCUAGCUCCUCUAGCAAACACAGCAGUGGCAGCAGCAGCGGAAGCACAGCAGGUCCUAAGGUGGUCGACAGCUCAACGCCAUUGCCUUCGCCAGGGAUUCAAGGCAGCAACUGGCACAUGAGGACAUUUAACGGGUCGCUUUUGGCCCGCCCAGUACCAUCCAGGAACAUGAGCAUCGGUCUCGAUGCGUUAGCGGCCGUGGCCUGCCAGGAGGGCGCCUAAGUUACGUGAGAACUCAGGCCGAUCCCCCCACCCUACACUCACCUAUGUCAACCGCCUCGCAACCAACUGCAUAGCAUACCUACAAAAUUCUUCGCAAUCGACACCAAUGACGCCAUUCCCCGCGACACUAGCUUUUGUUUGCGCAAUACACCCUCCGCGUCCAAAAGUUUUGCAACGUCUUCCUUUCCGACCAAACGUACAUAUACACGAGGCGUAUUUAACCAUGCUCCGACCAAUUGGUUUUCUUGUGAUAUUUUCUUUUUUUGCCCUCGCCUCCCAUUACUUCUGAGUGUCUUUUUCUUUAGCGCACACGAAAUUUCUCUUAACAACAACACGGUGUAACUCGGGUAUUCUUUUUCUUUUUACGGUUUUUUUUUGGGAUGGUGCACGCAUACGAUAAAGCACCUUGCUUGCAUAGAGCACACGAGCAUUGGGACGGCGCAUUUGGAGUUGUUUUGGGGGGUUUCCAUCUUGGACCUCUUUUUCCUAUUUGUUUUUUUAUAUAUAUUUGGGAUAUGGGAUCUGUCUUAAUGGUUGACUCCCUCGAGAGCGACUAAUGCAGCAAAGGAUAUACACGGCGCCUUUGAAAAUAUACACAUACACGGGGUUCUAUUGUAUUGGGAAGCAGGCGGUGGUUCACAUCACGUCUCAUGAUUUUCUUAUUCUGUUCCUACAGUGUUAUGAAUUGUCCGGUUUCCCUUUUUUAUGCUUUGCCUAUAUAUCAUCACAUUUCGUUACAUAUACCAGGGCGGCAAUUGGAGGAAGCGAUUGGAGAAAGUACAUGAACGGACCCUAAACUUCAAAGCUCACUCUAUAGUGUGGUUUAUGUUCCGCAGAAAUGAAAUAAAAUACGUCCACCCCCUCAAUUAAAAGACGAAAAGAACAAUUUACUCCCUUGUGACUCAACUUAUCUUUUACU